GAGCCACACUCUCCGAUGACAGCAGCAAGAGCAGCAGCAGUUUUUUUAAAGCCCUUGCUGCUCUCCAUUUCCCUGCCUCCUGCUUGCAGAGCCCACUUCUUCCUUCUGUGAAAACGCAGAGGGAGGGGACCGAAAGCGCCAGGACCCAAGGAACAGAGGCAGCGCCGUUAUGCAGCAGUGUGAUAAAGUCAAACAGGAGCGUGAUGAAGCAGUCAAAAAACUAGAGGAGUUUCAGAAAAUUUCUCACAUGGUUAUUGAGGAAGUAAAUUGUAUUCAGAACCAUCUUGAAAUUGAGAAGACAUGUCGUGAAAGUGCGGAGGCUUUGGCUACUAAGCUAAACAAAGAAAACAAGACCCUAAAAAGAAUCAGCAUGUUGUAUAUGGCCAAACUGGGGCCGGAUAUCAUUACUGAAGAAAUCAACAUUGAUGAUGAUGAUCCGUCCACGGAAACGGAAGGCAGCUCUGGUUCGUGCAACUCGCUGCACUGCCAGCAGCAGAUAAAAGAGCUGCGAGAUCAAAUUAUGUCUGGUCAUGAAGAAAAGAAGACCUUAGCCAUUGAGCUGGAAAACCUGAGAUGCAAACUUGUAGAAGUAAUUGAAGAAGUAAAUAAAGUAAAGGAAGAAAAAGCUGUUCUGACAUCAGAAGUCCAUAAACAGCGGAAACUGUUGGAGAAAUGUAACAGGGUGUCUGUGAUGGCAGUAGAAGAAUAUGAAGAGCUCCAGGUGAACUUCGACUUGGAGAAGAACCUCCGGAAAAAAGCAGAGUCGUUUGCACAAGAGAUGUUUAUUGAACAAAACAAGUUGAAAAGACAGAGUCAGCUGCUUCUGCAAAAUGCUGCUCCUGAUCAACAGCUUUUGAAAGCUUUGGAUGAAAACGCACAGCUGACCCAAACACUAGAAGAAGAGAGGCUGCAAUACCAAAAAAAGGUCAAAGAAUUAGAAGAGCAGCUAGAAAAUGAAGCAUUACAUAAGGAGAUCAGUCGUCUUAAACAACAGCUAGAACUUCUGGAAGACGAUAAAAAAGAAUUGGAACUAAAGUGUCAGACCUCUGAAGAAAAAGCUAAGGACCUAAAGCAUUCAGUUGAUGAACUCCAGAAACGAGUACACCAGUCAGAAAAUCCAGUGCCACCCCCGCCACCACCACCUCCACUCCCUCCUCCCCCUCCUAAUCCAAUUCGGUCCCUUAUGUCGAUGAUUCGUAAGAGAUCUCAUCCCAACAGCAGUGUUCCCAAGAAAGAGAAAGCUUCUCAACAGGAAUCAGGUGAAGUGACUGAUCUGAAGAGACAAGCAGUUGAAGAAAUGAUGGACAGAAUUAAAAAAGGAGUUCACCUUAGACCAGUCAAUCAAUCAAGCCGACCCAAGACAAAGCCAGAAACACCAAAGGCCUCUGACAGUGCAGUGAAAGAACUAAAGGGGAUACUGACAACCCUGAACACAUCCACAAGUUCGAGGAGCUUAAAAUCCCUCGAGAAGGACAGCAGCGAAACUGAGUUAGAGAGAAUCUUGCGGCGCAGAAAGGUGACGACUGAGCAAGACGGCACCAGUCCCAUGGGAGCCCUGGCCACAUCAGAAUCAAAAUCCAUGCCCGUGUUAGGAUUGGAAGUCAGCACAACACAACCUGCAUUGGACAAGAAACCCCUAGAGGCAGAAUUUGCCAAAGCACCCGAUUCAGGUGAAGGGUCUCAUCAAAUGAAAGGAAGCGCAAGUUCCAAGGGUGUCUUUCAAUCACCUAGUUAUGUGGAUUUUGCAAGAAAAUCUUCUAGCUGUGAAAAGCAGACUGAGUCCAUUGUAGUUUUAGAUCCUGUUUCCAGCAGUGAAGACCAGAUGCCUGAAAAACUCCUAAAACAAGACAAAGUGGAGGAAGAAAAAAGUAAAAAAAUUGAUAAUGAAACGACUGUUAAGAAAACAAAAGAGUCUGAUAGUUCCAGCUGUUAACUGUUAGGCUAAAAACUGGGACUUUAGCAGUCCUUACUAGUAAGUAUAAAUUUCACAGGUGUGAGCAAGGAUGCUCAAUACUAAUAAUAAUGUAUGCAAACUGUUUUUGAUGACAGUUACUGAAAUGACCUUUUGUAUACAGUUUUGUUAUAUGCAUUAGUGGGUCAUGUAAAUACAAAGGUCAGUCAGAAAGUAAUGCCUUCUAUUAUUUUCUCUCAGCCAAAUAUUAUUGAAAAAAAUAUUAAACAUGGAUGGUAAAUUUGUAUCGCUAAACACACACCUAUUUUUGUUAACAUAGCCUCCUCCUUCAAUGGCCUUUUUUCACUGGUGACUGACCCAACAUUAUAUGAAGGUUAGAAAAAAUGCCUCCUAAUUUUUAUCUCCUAAUCAAGCCACAGACAAUAGUGGAUGUUCUAGACUUUAUGCCUACAGAGGCCACAGCAAACUCAGAGGACUAUGUCAAGACCCCAGAGAAACUGAAAUAUCAAAUGCAAAGAGUUUGUCCCUACAGA
Molecule: messenger RNA, 2445 nt
Organism: Gavialis gangeticus (Gharial)
Lineage: Eukaryota; Metazoa; Chordata; Crocodylia; Gavialidae
Gene: SHTN1
Product: shootin 1
Exons: 16
Coding region: 170-1933 (587 amino acids)
Source: RefSeq, a predicted model, not a curated record